GUCAGCCGGGAUGCCGGUCAGAGAUAGUCGCCCACUCUGCUGUACUGGUAGAGUCGGCGGGAGAGUCGCGUAUUCUGCGGAUACGGAGGGUCUCUUCUGGCCACCGCGUCUUAGCCUACCCGGCGGAAGACAGUGCUCUUUGACUUGACUCAUCUAGCUACCGCUUCCAUCCUCUGCUACCCGCAGCUCCGAGGGCUGGAGGUUGCUGUGCAGCUGUGCGCCCCAUUCUUAAGUCUGCCUGGAUCUCGGGGUGCCUUCCCUGCCAGGAGCGCACAGCCAGUGACCUCGAGAGUCGUGGAGCCACCCCCAGGACUCACCGAUCAUGACUUCUAUAAAGGAGCAGGCAGCAAUCAGCAGGCUUUUAAGUUUCUUACAAGAGUGGGACAAUGCUGGCAAAGUCUCAAGGAGUCACAUCCUCGACAAUUUCAUUGAAACCAACCAAGGCAAGACUGGCCCUGAACUGGAGCAGGAGUUUUCCCAGGGAGCCAGCUUGUUCCUCGCACGCUUGGUGACCUGCCUUAGAAUCACCUAUAUGACCGGCUCAGGCUUAGAAAAGCUCCUGAGAUCCAUUGGCAUCUUCUUGUCAGCUGUAAGCAGUAAUCGGUACCUGAUCGAAUUUCUUGAGAUCGGAGGUGUCCUGACGCUCCUGGAAAUACUUGGGCUAGAGAAGGUCAAAGAAGAGGACAAGAAGGAAUCCAUCAGGCUUCUGCAGGUUGUUGCCAACUCUGGCAGGAAGUACAAGGAGCUCAUCUGUGAAAGCUAUGGUGUAAGAUCUAUAGCAGAAUUCCUGGCAAACUCUAAGUCAGAAGAGACCCAGGAAGAAGUACAGAUUCUGCUGGAUUCUCUGGUCCAUGGUAACCCCAAGUACCAGAAUCAAGUAUACAAAGGCCUCAUAGCUCUGCUGCCCUGUGCCUCCCCGAAAGCUCAGCAGCUGGCCCUGCAGACCCUCAGGACUGCCCAGUUGAUCGUCGGAACCACGCACCCCAGCAUCGUGGACUGUGUGCUGAAGGCGCUGGGCACGAUGCACCUGGAGGUCCAGUAUGAAGCCAUCGAGCUCAUAAAGGACCUGGUGGACUACGACGUGCGCUUGCCGCUGCUCAAGGGUCUAGUGGCGCUGCUGAUCCCCUCCAUCAAGACCUCCCAACAGCACCACAAGAUCCUCACUGAGUGCCCGCUCCUGCAACUCACCGCGCACCCGGCCUCGUUCCUGCAGCAGGCGGCGGCCGCCAAAGCCAUCCGGGUCCUGGCGCUCCACAGCCUGCGCGUGGCCGAAGAGAUGUUGCGCCUGCACGUCGUGCGCAACCUGAUGGCUGCCAUGGGCAACGCGGACCACAGCAACAGCCAGAGGCUGGCGAGCCUCGCGCUGCAGGUGUGCGGGGCGCAGGGGCGAGACGCAGGGGCGCAGGGGCGCGGGCACCACACAGUCAGGCCACCGCCACACCGCCCGGCCCCGCCCCGCCCCGCGGCGGCAGUUCUUCGUGCAGACGUUCCCGGUGGUGGAGGAGCACGUGCGCAGGUCCAUGGGGGAGGAACUAUACGAGCUCUUCCUCGUAAGUGCCCGUGCCCGGCCUGGGACACAGUGCUGUCCCCACACACGGCAUGGGCCUGGCCACCCACGCGGGAGGGCUGCCCUGGCUUGGGCUUCUCCACCCCUGUCCCCCGCCCCCUUCCUGACCACCUCCCGCAGGACCCCUCUGCCCAAGGAGGGGAAAUAAUGAUCAAGCAGCCCAAGGCCGAUCUGAGGUUGCGACGGCCUGGAACCGCAGCUGGUUUCUCUCACCCGUGUCCUCAGCGCUAUGGUGAAGACUUGUAUAUGAAAAUAGACAGCAUUCAGACGGACAUCUUGGCGGUCAACGAGGUCAACAUUGCCCAAGGUGAGCAGGGAGGGCCGGGACCUGCAGCCUGGCGUGCCCAGCACCCCAGCGCAUCUCCUUGCCUCGCUGCCGCAGCAUUAGAGCUCUCCGACCUCACCGACGGCAACUUGAACUUUCCCUGUGGCCCUGUGGAUCCCAAUCAGAUGGCCUACAUCACCCACUUCCAGGAGGAGGACCCAGAAUCAAAGGAGUAACUGAGCUUCCUCGAGGGAAAGGCUGCGUGGCAGGAAAGCCUGGGGUUGACCUUGUGACUACUCCAUCCGGCCCCAGUGGGGCAGAAGGAGCGCAGCUGGCCCGAAAGAGCCCAAUAAACAGUCCUGCUGCUCUCUG
Messenger RNA from Chinchilla lanigera (long-tailed chinchilla), 2204 nucleotides. It is a transcript of the gene Armh1, whose product is annotated as chromosome unknown open reading frame, human C1orf228. NCBI's taxonomy places the organism in Eukaryota, Metazoa, Chordata, Mammalia, Rodentia, Chinchillidae. The coding region runs from base 323 to 2068 and encodes 581 amino acids. The transcript has 10 exons. The record is from RefSeq and is a predicted model, not a curated record.